Molecule: messenger RNA, 1345 nt
Organism: Gadus morhua (Atlantic cod)
Lineage: Eukaryota; Metazoa; Chordata; Actinopteri; Gadiformes; Gadidae
Product: melatonin receptor type 1B-B
Exons: 1
Coding region: 452-1237 (261 amino acids)
Biological process (GO): G protein-coupled receptor signaling pathway
Cellular component (GO): membrane
Molecular function (GO): G protein-coupled receptor activity
Source: RefSeq, a predicted model, not a curated record
GAGACAUAAUGUCACCGCAAGGUAGCCCAACAGCUGAAGCCUGACAAGUUCAUCUUCCCCAUUAUAUGAGUUCCUGCAGGAAGUCAGGGGAGAGAGACGGGGUCAUGUGAUGUGUAACCAUGGCGCAUCAAUCAUUCACCCGCUGUGAUAAUUAAACAUAAACACAGGGAGGGGCCAGAGGGGGAAGAGCGAGAGAGGAAGUAAGACGAGCGGAGACAAAGGGUGAGAGGAGAAGCGCGAGGCAGCGCCAGGAAAGUUUCCGAAGAGAACAUUCGAUCGCGAGCGCUUUUUGUCCUUCGAGCGAGGCCGGUUUCUCUCUCAACGAGCCCAGCGAGCGAGGGGAGAGGAGCACGGAGCAAAGGAGCGAACGCAGCCGCGGUUGGUGAUGUCAGCGCUCCGCGGUGUCGUCCCAGCGGGGGGGCGGGGCUAGGCGUUGGUGGCGGCCCCAGAGAUGGAGGCGUGGGCGAGCGGCGUGUUCGCCGCCCUCGCGGCGCUCAACAGCGCGGCCAGCGUGGGCGGCAACCUGCUGGUCCUCCUCCUGCUGCUGCUGGACCGGGAGCUGAGGGCCGAGGCGUCGGCGCUCAGCCUCAGCCUGGCGCUCUCCGACCUCGGCCUGGGCCUCAGCGUGCUGCCGCUGGCCGCCCACAGCAGCCUGGCCGGGGGCCCGGCCGGCCCGGGGCCCCCGCUGUGCCAGGCGGCGGGCUUCCUGUCGGUGCUGCUGCAGACGGCGUCGCUGCACUCCCUGGCGUGGCUCACGCUGGGCCGCUACUCCCAGCUCUGCCUGGCGCUGGGCUCCGGGCGGCUGUGGGCGGGCCGCCGCACCCUGGGCCCGCUGCUGCUGCUCUGGGCCUUCUGCCUGCUCACCGCCACGCUGCCGCUGCUGGGCGUGGGCCGCUACGCCUACAGCCGCUCCACCUUCCUGUGCGGCCCCGGGGUGGAGGCGGCGGCGGCGGCGGGGGCGGGGGGGCGGGGCUUCAGCCUGUACGUGCUGCUGGUGGGCGCGCUGCUGCCGCUGGGGGCCGUGUGCACGCUGCAGGCCUGCAUGGCCGCCACGGCCCGGAGGCAGGCGCGGCGCGGCACCUUCGCCUGCAACCAGGACCACUGCUUCUACGUCCCCGCCAGCAGCUACAGCCGCACCGCAGGCCUGCUGCUCGCCACCUCAGGUCAGUGCACAGCCCGCCCUAUUGGUCAGCCUCUGGACUAUUACCCGCCCUAUUGGUCAGCCUCGGGACUAUAGACCCGCCCUAUUGGUCAGCCUCGGGACUAUAGACCCGCCCUAUUGGUCCGCCUCGGGACUAUGGUCCCGCCCUAUUGGUCCGCCUCGGGACCAUGGUCCCGCCCUAUU